GAAGACUAUAUAAACCCAUUUAAUGACAUAGCCUCACACGCUUUACCUCUAAUCCCAUCAGAAUUCCCUGCUGAAAGGCGUCUUCACCUUCACAGGGGUCGCCACAAAAAACGGCCAAGAUGUCUGAAAAAAAGAUGACAUCCAGCCGUAGGCACCAUCUGAAGAGUUUGCUGCUUCAGAUCGCUCAUGGGAUUUUGGAGGAAGAAGCAGCUGAGGCAGAACAAGAAAAAAAGAAAUACAUGCAGGAGAACUGCCCUGCUCUCUCACUGCUGGGAAACAUGCAGGAACUACAGGAACUGUGUAAGAAAUUGCACCAGCAGAUUGAUAUCGUUGAUGAACAAAGAUACGAUAUGGAGAGCAAAGUGGCUAAGUCAGACAAGGAGAUUGAUGAUCUGAAGAUAAAGGUUCAGGACCUGAAAGGUAAAUUCAAGAAGCCUGUUUUGAAGAAAGUGCGCAUGUCUGCUGAUGCUAUGCUGCAGGCACUGCUGGGCUCCAAACACAAGGUGUCCCUGGACCUGAGAGCCAACCUCAAACAAGUCAAGAAGGAGGUCAAGGAGGAGGAGAAGGAGUCUGUAGGUGAUUGGCGUAAGAACAUUGAGGAUAAGGCUGGUAUGGAUGGCAGGAAGAAGAUGUUCGAGUCUGAGGCCUAAGUCUCUUUCACUCCAACAUUUUUCCAUUUCCAUUUCAUGAAUUAUUGGGCUAGUUUGUCCUAAUGUUUAUAGUUUUCAAGGUUUUAAGAUAGAUUUAACAUGUGGUAAUAAUAUCUAUCAUGUGAAGUGAUGUUAGAGUGUUACAGAAGGUAUUUAUGAAUGGGGGUUUUUGGUGUAUGCGAGGGUUGGAUAAUUUGUUAAAGAUUAAUCUGAUUUGGGGUCUUAGCCAUUAGAACCUAAUAAAUUGACAGUAAAACCAAUUUUAAGACUUUAAAAGUAUUACGAGAGGAGUUUGCUGGAAAAAUAAAAUGCAAAUCAAAGAGUC
This is a messenger RNA of Myxocyprinus asiaticus (Chinese sucker), 975 nucleotides long. RefSeq names its product troponin I, fast skeletal muscle-like. The coding region runs from base 120 to 650 and encodes 176 amino acids. The transcript is spliced from 7 exons. Gene Ontology annotation, biological process: muscle contraction. Lineage: Eukaryota; Metazoa; Chordata; Actinopteri; Cypriniformes; Catostomidae. The record is from RefSeq and is a predicted model, not a curated record. Gene Ontology annotation, cellular component: troponin complex.